This is a messenger RNA of Lachancea sp. 'fantastica', 1587 nucleotides long. The record is from the annotation of a GenBank genome assembly. NCBI's taxonomy places the organism in Eukaryota, Fungi, Ascomycota, Saccharomycetes, Saccharomycetales, Saccharomycetaceae.
AUGGGUGAGAUUUCCAACAAGGCUGCAAAUGGUAUACUGUGGCCAACCUAUGUGGUAAUCCUUGUUUCUGCAUGCAUCGUGGCGUAUUGGUAUCGGGACUCAAAGACAUUUUUGUCUGCAAAUCGAACUCAAAAAGCCAUCCCGUUGGCGUUCAAUUUUCUGGCGUCGUCCGUGGGAGUGGGAGUGCUUUCAACUUUCCCCAAAAUCGCCAACGUGGAUGGAUUGCAAGGCCUGCUGGUUUACGCACUCUCGUGUGGCCUUCCCAUGUUUCUAUUUGCAUUUUUAGGCCCGCGAAUUCGCAAAAAAGUACCAGAUGGCUUUGUGCUCACAGAAUGGGUUUUCCAUCGCUACGGGUACGUUUGCGGUCUUUACAUGAGCUUGUGUACCAUUUUGACGCUAUUCUUGUUCACCGUUAGCGAAAUAGCGUCCUUGAAGUUCUGCAUAGAAACCUUGACUGGCCUCAAUGCCCUUCCCGUCAUUAUCGUGGAAUGCAUAGUCACAACGUUGUACACGUCUGUCGGUGGAUUUCGUAUCUCGUUCUUAACAGAUACUUUACAAGUAUCCAUAGUCUUCGUUCUCAUGAUAAUAGUAGCCAGUGCUAUGGGCAAGUAUAUCGAGAUCGAUGUCUCGAAAAUUGAGUCUUCUGGGCUGCUGAAGGGCAGCAAGCUUGGAUAUCAAUUGAUCUACAUUCUGGUGGUUGCCGUCUUCACCAAUGACUUCUUCAUGAGCGGCCUGUGGCUGCGUACGUUCGCAGCCAGAAACGACAAGGACCUGCUCAUCGGCUGUUCCAUAGCCUUCUUCCUCAUCACCGCGGUAUUGACGGUCAUUGGCGUCACUGGAUUUAUAGCCGUUUGGGCGGGACUCGUUGAAGUCCAUGACCCGGAAUUAUCAGACUCCUGUUUUUUUGUUCUUCUAGCGCAAAUGCCUUCCUGGGUGGUAGGUUUCGUCCUUGUGUUCGUGGCCGUGCUGUCUACAUGCACAAUCGAUACGCUACAAAGUGCUCUAGUCUCUUCCAUUUCGAACGACAUUUUCCGCAACAAGUUGCCAUUACGAUACGUUCGUGCCAUGGUCGCAGUCAUUAUGGUGCCAAUCGUGGUGGUUGGCCUCGUUGCGCAGGACAUUUUGAGCAUAUACCUAAUUGUUGAUCUUCUAUCAAGUGCUGUAGUUCCAGUACUAAUGCUCGGCCUGUUUAAAUUCUGCGACUUUAUGACAGCUUGGGAGGUGAUGGGCGGAGGCCUGGGUGGUGUAUUCUCGGUUUGGAUUUUUGGAUCCGUCUACUAUCACUCCGUCAAGGAGGGUGGUAAGCUUUUGCUGAUAUCAAAUGGUCUUUACAACAACGACUGGGGCGCUUUCGGCGCUUUUGUCGUGGCUCCGCUUGGUGGCAUUGUUUUUGCACUUGUCGUCUUCGCAAUAAGACAAGUGCUGAUCUACAUUCACCAUCGUUCGACGAGUGCAGCCAAAGCUUCUUCCAGAAGCGACGCUGAUGAGAGGGAUACGAUUUACGGUCCGAGAGCUAAAGGUAAUUAUACAAGCAUAACCACGGAUGUGACGCCAGAAACUUCGGCCUCGGAUAGCACGCGCAAGUAA